GACUCCAGGGAUCCGGAACAUACACGGCCUGAAGGUGAACACAAGGCCCAAUGACUGUUCCCCCGCCGCCAUCGGCUCUAUGCCCAACAAUAGUCCCAGUCUAAAGAAGUCCUCCGCAGAACUAAAGAAGAUUUUGACUAAUGGACAGAUCAAUGGCCAAGACAUACAAUACCAGGAGCAGCUUGGCCAUGGAAACGGAGGGACCGUGUACAAAGCGUACCAUCUUCUCGGCAACAGAGUGUUGGCGGUGAAGGUCAUUCCUCUGGAUAUCACAGUGGAGCUACAGAAACAGAUCAUGUCUGAGUUGGAGAUCCUCUACAAGUGUGAUUCCUCCUACAUCAUAACCUUCUACAGUGCCUUCUUUGUGGAGAACAGGAUCUCCAUAUGCACAGAGUAUAUGGACGGUGGCUCUCUGGACGUAUACAGGAGGAUCCCAGAACAUGUGUUGGGUAGGAUCUCUGUGGCGGUUGUGAAAGGCCUAACCUAUCUAUGGAGCCUGAAGAUUCUUCACAGAGACGUCAAGCCUUCCAACAUGCUGGUCAACACUAGAGGUCAAGUGAAGCUCUGUGACUUUGGAGUCAGCACGCAGUUGGUGAAUUCCAUCGCCAAGACGUAUGUGGGAACCAACGCCUACAUGGCACCAGAGAGGAUAUCUGGGGAGCAGUAUGGUAUCCAUUCAGACGUCUGGAGCGUGGGCAUCUCCUUCAUGGAGGUGAGUGCAGAGUGCAGGCGUUUGUGUCUGUGUGUCUGUGAUUGCAGAGUGCAGGUGUUUGUGUGUGUCUGUGAUUGCAGAGUGCAGGUGUUUGUGUCUGUGUGUCUGUGAUUGCAGAGUGCA
Messenger RNA from Oncorhynchus nerka (sockeye salmon), 835 nucleotides. RefSeq names its product dual specificity mitogen-activated protein kinase kinase 5-like. The coding region runs from base 80 to 823 and encodes 247 amino acids. The transcript is spliced from 12 exons. Gene Ontology annotation, biological process: MAPK cascade; protein phosphorylation. The record is from RefSeq and is a predicted model, not a curated record. Lineage: Eukaryota; Metazoa; Chordata; Actinopteri; Salmoniformes; Salmonidae. Gene Ontology annotation, molecular function: MAP kinase kinase activity; ATP binding.